Molecule: messenger RNA, 1641 nt
Organism: Mesorhabditis spiculigera
Lineage: Eukaryota; Metazoa; Nematoda; Chromadorea; Rhabditida; Rhabditidae
Source: the annotation of a GenBank genome assembly
AUGAAGGCGUUGUUGCUGUUGUUUUUAUUCGCUAGCUUCUGCUGUGCACAAAAGAAAUCCGAGAACACCACGAAAGCCGCGGUCGACGCGACGGUUCCGCUGAUUCUGAAGGCGACGCUACCGCCGCUUCCGGCGGCCCAGGCGGUAGAUCGAGGCCGUUAUCUCGGGGAUGACGAGAUCCCUACCUAUGAGCCCGACCUGCCCGAGGAGGACGAGCAAUCAGACGAGCGCGAAGGCGAUAGGGACAGUGAUGUUAGUGAAGAAAGGAAAGAGGAGGACUUUAUCGACCGCCCGACCUUGGAUCGUGUCCCGCACCCGGAAGUCGAGAGACCGGAUGUUGUUUCCGUCAUCUCGAGCGCGUUCAAUAAUCGAAAAACUUUCUCAUGCCCAAAAAUCAAGACCGACCUGCUCACCGGCACUAGCAUCGGCGACCUCAGCCCCGAAGACGUCGGCAUCAUCGCGUCGAUGGGCGACGCCGUGGCGACUGGCGAAGGGCUGUGGCCACAGACAGACAUCGAAUUCCGAGGUGCCGCCUUCCCGAUCGGCGGUGAUGCGACAAUUGAUGGGCUCGUCACGAUUCCAAAUAUCCUGCGUGAAUUCAAUCCGAGGUUGACGGGCGUAUCGCACGGCAUGGGUACGCGGGAUCAGCUUCCGGCCCAUCAGCUCUCCGUCGCUGUAUCGAAUGCCACAUCUUCCAGCAUGCCGGAGCAGGCCACCGAACUCGUCAGACGCAUCAAAAUUUUGCGAGACGCCGACUUUAAUAACGAGUGGGUGAUGGUGAUCAUCACAAUUGGGACGCAAGAGGUCUGUGCGCAUUGCCGGGGGCCCGAUGUGGCCGCGCUGCAGCGCGCUAUUGAUAUCUUGUCAAUGGGCCUCCCAAAGGCGCUCGUCGUACUACUCGGGCCGGUGCACGUCUCCAGCGCGUUCAACCAGAAGGCCAACCUGCUAAAAACUCGCUGCUCGUGCUCCCGGAAUCAAUCCGGCGGCUUUAUGGACGAGCUGAGCGAUUCGUGGCAGAAGGCUUUCCAAAGGCUGCAGAAAGAUGCCGAUGAGCAUCCUUUCAAGCGCCCGACGUUUGGUCUGUUAGCUAUCCCGAUGCUAACGAUCACCUCACGGUUCCCCUACGGGCUUUUCAUGAAGGACCGGCCGCUGCUUAAUCGACGUGGCCAUAACUAUGCGACAAAGUGGUUGUGGAAUCGAUUGAUUGCCGGUGACAAAUACAACCUAUCAUCUGCUACUCUAUCCCAGGAUAGCUACUAUUGUCCAUCAACGGGCUGUCCCUACUUCCGCACGACCGCAAACGCGAGGGCCUGCCAAUUGCUCAGCCUAACGGAGGCAAAGGACACCGAACUGACCCUCGGCAGUCGGGGGAAAGUCUUGAAAAAGCCCCGUCGAACCGUCAAGAAGCUCUACACGAUCGCCGCGUGCAUUGUAGUGAUCGCUUUUUGCGUGGUGAUCACCGUGGGCACAAUAUUCUACCAAAAGAGCAAACAGUCUCGGCACGGCCGAUUCGAGAUCGUCGACGAGGCGCAGAAAAAGUUUGAGGAGGCAAAAGCCGAGGAAGAGAAAGCCCUGAUCCAGCGGGCCAACAGCCGCCUCGAGCGCAGGCUCGAGACGACCAACGACGAGUCGAGCGCGUUA